Molecule: messenger RNA, 2357 nt
Organism: Effrenium voratum
Lineage: Eukaryota; Dinophyceae; Suessiales; Symbiodiniaceae
Source: the annotation of a GenBank genome assembly
UACCCCUGUUCACAACUGGGUCGGAGUUGGCUGAUUGCGAAGGAACUUUGCGUUAUGUCGGGGGCACGGCCGGCCUUUGCAGCUGGCUUGCAUGCUGCACGAAAAUCCGUUCGAGGGCAGGGGGCAGGAAAGGGAAAGGUGGCUUUCGUGUCUCGACUCACAAGCAGCUCAGUCAACCGCAUUCUCAAGUCCUCGGAGUCCAUCGAGGCCAUGGUCAAUGAGCUUGUUGGGAGGAUGCCUUCAAAGGACGAGGCUGCGAGCAAGACGGCGAGCUCUCCGGUGGACUCCAAACUCUUCCAGAACUUCAUCUAUGGUACCAUCUGCUUGAAUGCCAUAACGCUUGGAAUGCAGGCGGACUACCAGAAUGAUGGCUGGAACACGGUGUGGUUAGUGUGUGAGAACGUCUUCACCAUUGUCUUCACCGUGGAGAUGGCCGCAAAGCUGUACUUCCUACGACUCGGCUACUUUUGGGAUGCUGACAGGAAAGCGCUGCAGUAUUGGAACCUUCUGGACAUGGUGAUUGCGAUCAUGGCCAUCGUGGACUGCUGGAUCUUGUCGUUUCAACAGGACGCAGAAACGCCUCUAAUCCGCGUGAUGCAGCUGCUGCGAAUUGUGAGGAUCGCCAAGCUUUUGCGCCUCCGAAAGGAGUUAGUGGCCAUCAUCGAGGGCCUUUUCAGCUCGCUUCAGUGCAUGGUGUGGAUAGGCUUCCUUUUGCUGAUCAUCAUCUAUGCCUUCAGCAUCGUGUGCCGCAACGUAAUUGGCAACAUACCUAACAGCGAUCUGGGAGACAUGAUCAACAACGACAUGUACUUCGGGACCCUGCCUCGAACGAUGUUGACGCUUUUCAACAUUUGCCUCAUCGAUGGCUGGUCCACAGUGGUAUGGCCACAGAUGCUUUACAAUCCUAUCAUGGUGGUGCCCAUGAUCAUUUUCAUGAGCGUCACCUGCUUCGGCCUGAUGAAUGCCCUGAUCGGUGUCAUUGUGGAGCGCACCACUGCGGCGCACCAGAGCAUGAAUGAGGUACAGGACGAGGCAGUGCGGGAGAUGAAGAUGCACAUGGUUGCUGAGCUCCUUUCGGCCAUCGACGAUUCAGAUGAGGAUUCCAACGGCGUUAUCAACCUCCAAGAGUUCCGACAGGUUCAAAGAAAACCACAUGCGGCCCAGAUUUUUGCGGCGCUGAAUCUACCCCCAGGGUUCGAGGCCACGGACCUCUUCUGCCUGCUGGACCGCGACGGGGACGGCGCCCUGGACCGCUUCGAGUUCCUCCUGGGGAUCUGUCGCCUGAUUUGGUGCGACGAGUUCCAGAGUCAGUGCCUGAUGAACUACGGCAUCGCCAAGGUUCGGGAGGACAUCCGCGGCUUGCAGGGCUCCCUGCGUGAGCUGCUGGAGGAGAGGAAGCCCAGUGAAGCAAGCACGGGCGAUCCCCAGGCCACGGAAGGCGAGACGUUCAAGUCCAUGGCGGCGGCCAUGCGGAAAGAUUACCAGGAGAUCCUGGAUAGCCGGCUGGAGCAGUACUGGCAGCGGGCGCGCCAGGCCUGGCCAGUCCACGGAGGCGUGAGCACGGCGCCUGACGACGCGACGGUUCAGUAUCGGCAAGAAGACGCCGGCACGCCGGAAGAGGCGGUAAGAUUGCUGCAGGCAUCGUUGCAGCGCGUGGACUGCCCGGAGCUCCCUGCUCUGAUCGCGUUGCCUCCCGAAGCCAUCGAGGUUGUAGAGCUGCAGCUGGAGCAGCUCACUGCGGCCUCGGACGCCGCAAGGUUGAUGCUGAGAGCAGAUGGACUUCUCCUCGUGGAGGGCUGCUCCGAAGCGAAGCGGCGCGUGGAGCUCCUCAUCCAGGAGCUCACAGGAAAAUCGACGCCAUCACAGCCAGAUGCAGGGCACGAGAGUGGUGAGGAGACUUCGUCUCAGACGGAUCGAGCCGCACCUGCGAAAGUGCGCAGGAAGCGGCGUGCCCGGAAGGUCAAGGCCCCCGAGCAAAGCUUCAGUGAGGCUGCUGUGGAUACAUAGCCUGGAGCAAAGUAGAUUGCACAGACCUUGUGCAUUGACGUUUUUCCUUCCGUUCUUGCGAAGCAAGAUGUGCAACGCCUCACCGUAGACCCAAGGUCUGCUGGUCAAGCCUUUUUUUGGUGAGUCGUUGGUGAGGUGUUCGGUCGAAGAAUUUGCGCCCCAAGGCCAGCCAUUAAUGAAGCCUGCCGAAAGGGAGUUGGCCACCGGUGCGUCGCUCCUUCACGAAAUGCCUUCCAUUCAAAUGGCCACGGGGCCACAACUCCCCGGAAGAUGUUUGUGCAGCUCUCAGCGCACUGGACCGAGGGUGUUGCUUCGGUAGUGCGCUGUCCGCUUCACAGUCCUGCCCGGAG